This is a messenger RNA of Chiroxiphia lanceolata (lance-tailed manakin), 813 nucleotides long. Its product is annotated as feather beta keratin-like. The transcript is spliced from 3 exons. The coding region runs from base 1 to 444 and encodes 147 amino acids. The record is from RefSeq and is a predicted model, not a curated record. Lineage: Eukaryota; Metazoa; Chordata; Aves; Passeriformes; Pipridae. Gene Ontology annotation, molecular function: structural constituent of cytoskeleton. Gene Ontology annotation, cellular component: intermediate filament.
AUGGCAGAGCAGGCAUUGAUCGUGGUCCUGGGGCAGUGCAGGAGCAGUAUAAAAGAGAGACCUUCUCCUCACUCUCUCAUCCACUCCUCUCGCCUCCAUCUCAUUGGGAACAAGGUCAGUGCAGCUCCAGCCCCAGACAUGUCCUGCUACACCCCGUGCCGGCCCUGCCAGCCCUGCGGCCCGACCCCGCUGGCCAACAGCUGCAAUGAGCCCUGUGUCAGGCAGUGCCAGGACUCCAAUGUCUUCAUCCAGCCCUCCCCCGUGGUGGUGACCCUGCCCGGGCCCAUCCUCAGCUCCUUCCCACAGAACACCGCCGUGGGAUCCUCCACCUCCGCUGCCGUCGGCAGCAUCCUCAGCUGUAAUGGAGUGCCCAUCAACUCCGGGGGCUUUGGCCUCUCUGGCCUUGGUGGUGGCUACUGUGGCAGGAGGUGCUUCCCCUGCUAAAGCUGCUGCCCAUGGCCCUGGGGAAGGCCCUCGAGGACUCACAAGAUGGUAUUUCACUGGUGGUGGAGCAUCAUCUUGCUGCUUCCAGAGGGGCUGAGCGAGCCCAGCAGCCCUUGCAGAAGGACAAGGCUCUGGGCAAGCACGGCCCAGCCCUGCCUCUGCCCUCUGCCACUCUCUCCCUUCCCUCCUGUGUCCUUGUUCCCUUGUGCUCCCCUGGUCUGUGAGGCCCUCACAGUCAGCCUGGGGCGGACCGGCUGACCCUGCUGCUUCUAUGGGGCAGGCAGAUGGACACCUGCUGGAAUCUCCACCAGAGUUACUUGGUGCAGAGUCCGAUGUGCCUCUGGUGCUCCCUACACUCAGUUACCCAGU